GUUUUGCUGUUUUUUCACUAAAGUUGUCUUGUUUCUCUUUGAUUUAGAUUACGUGUCUUUUGAUUUUGAUAUGUUUGAUUGUUUUUUAUUGUAACAACAUUACUUUCUCUUACUAGAGUUUUGCUGUCGAUUAUUUAUUCCUUCAACCAUCAUCUAGUUUCAAAGAUGGAAGACUUUAAAUCGUUAAUGUUAACGGUUGUCUCAAUCCUGUUAACCAUGGCCGUCAUUGGGAACGCAUAUUAUCAGAAGAAACAGUUUUAUCCUUCGGUUGUCUAUAUUACUAAAUCUAAUCCAUCUAUGGCGGUAAUUUAUUCACAAGCUUUUGUCUUUGUCCUUCUUAUGGGUAAGCUAAUGAGGAGGAUAUUCUUUGGUCAAUUGAGAGCAGCUGAGAUGGAACAUCUGAUUGAAAGAGCUUGGUAUGCGGUUACAGAAACAUGCCUUGCUUUCACUGUUUUCAGGGAUGAUUUAAGCCCGAAGUUUGUGGCACUAUUCACCCUGUUAUUGUUCCUAAAAUGUUUUCACUGGUUAGCUGAAGAUAGGGUUGAUUUCAUGGAAAGAAGUCCAAAUAUACCAUUCAUUUUCCAUUUUCGAGUUAUCUCGCUGUUAUUUUUACUAGCAUCGCUUGACAUAUUCUUCGUGAACUUAGCUUAUUAUAGCACAAUGACCAGAGGAGCUUCAGUUCAAUUAGUAUUUGGAUUUGAGUAUGCAAUUCUUUUUACGGCUGUUAUCAACAUAGUAAUGAAAUAUGGCUUACAUUUUAUGGAUCUCCGGCGUGAAAAUCCUUGGGAAAAUAAGGCUGUAUAUUUACUCUAUACUGAACUUAUAAUGAGCGUUGGAAAAGUUUUUCUUUAUCUCUCUUUUAUUUCAAUCAUGAUGAAAAUUCACACCUUCCCAUUAUUUGCAAUAAGACCUAUGUAUUUAAGCAUGAGAGCCUUAAGGAAAGCAUUCAGUGAUGUCAUCAUGUCUCGAAGGGCUAUCAGAAAUAUGAACACCUUGUAUCCAAAUGCAACAGCUGAAGACUUAGCUAAUAAUGAUAAUGUUUGCAUUAUUUGUCGUGAAGAGAUGACUGGUAAUGGAUCAGCUAAAAAACUUCCUUGCAAUCAUAUUUUCCACGUCUCAUGUCUGCGAUCUUGGUUCCAAAGGCAGCAAACAUGUCCAACUUGCAGAAUGGACGUUCUUCAAACCAUAACGCCUCAACCGGCACCUCAACCAGCUAAUCGCCAAGCAAGACAAGGAGCUCCAGUUCUUCAGCAAGCUCAACCUCCUCUACCUCCUCAAGUUCAAAUUUUAUUGGGACCUUUUCUGGCACAGUUUGCACAGCAAAUGCAACAAAAUCAACACCAAGCUCAGCCAGCUGCUAAUCAACAACAACCACAGCAAUCAUCUUCAACUCCAGCCUCAACUGCAACUACCACAAUCACUACAACCACAAAUACAACAAGUGUUAAUUCCGGUGCAUCAUCGUCUUCGCCGUCAUCAUCAGUUUCAUCAGCGUCAGUUUCAUCAUCAACAACAACUACUUCUGGCAGUACUGCUGCAACAACUUCUAAUUCAUUACCUCGUUCAUUAUUCACUUUGCCCGGAUUUCCUCAUUUUAUGCCUUUUGUGCCAUUCCCUCCGCCUGUACCUCCCAUGGCUGCCUCUCCACCGAAUUUAUCGCAAUUAACCGAUGAAGAACUCAGGCGGAUGGAAGGUAACGAAAGAGAAGCUGUUGAGGCUAGAAUAAGGUGUCUUCUCAACAUAAAAAAUCUUCUAGAUUCUGCUGUUGCUCAACUUAACCAAUAUCAACUAGUCGCUGGCCCACUUUCGGUUGGUCUUGAUCGACAAGGAGACUUGUCCUCCUCGUCAAAUAACAUCAAUAAUCUUUCAUCAUCUAAUUCUAAUUCACAGAAAGUUAGUCAAACUAAUCAUGUUCCAGAUGAUGUUAGGAAAUUACGAAUACAAAGGUUUUCACAAACAAAUACUCCUAUCGUCGAUAAUAAAAGUAACAUUAUUGGAUUAAAAUUAGAUGUGAAAAAUAAUGAUGGAUCUAGCAAUGAUAAACCUUCUACGUCAGCAUCUUCAAGUGAUGGAAAAUCUAAUGCUGUUGGUGAUGACGAUAAAAAAGUGCCAAUCGAAUCAAAGCAAGAGAGUUAAAUUCAAAUAAAACCAGAGCAUAUGUUUUUUAUUAACCAAUUUAAUUAUAAACAGUAAAAAUCAAUCGAAAGAACUUCGAUUUGGUUAAAUACGGUUCUUAAGGCAAACAAAAAACUUCAAAAAAAUGUGAUUCAUCCCAUUAGCGAUUUGAUUUUUGCUUUGCUGGCCAGGUUUGAGUGACCAAUGUCUGUUAUGACCAAAUAAACGUUGUUAAUGAUUGUAAAAAAAAAGUGGAUUAGAUGAGCAACUCAUUAAUUAUGAGAUCUGAAUGCGUGAAAUUGAAUUUGAGUUAGCAAAUGGUAUUUUCAUGCGUCAAAAGCCUUGCCACUGUAUUUGCUCUAUCGUCAUCAAAAUUACAAAAAAAAAUUGUAUUUAAAAUCUCUUGGAACACUUGGAACACUCAAAAUCAAGUCUUCAGAUCAGUAACAUUAUUUCGCCAUUGAUUCGACCAUUCACAAUUAAUAUGAUUCAAGAAAGAUUGUCACCACUUUUUGCUUGAAAUAACAUCAAACAUCUUUCUUGAAAUACACAAUUUUUAUCUUGACCUGGACUUUUUUUGAACUUACACACUAAAGAAAACAAAAAUUCAAUUUUAAA
Messenger RNA from Tetranychus urticae (two-spotted spider mite), 2733 nucleotides. RefSeq names its product septin interacting protein 3 (gene sip3). NCBI's taxonomy places the organism in Eukaryota, Metazoa, Arthropoda, Arachnida, Trombidiformes, Tetranychidae. Gene Ontology annotation, molecular function: ubiquitin protein ligase activity; zinc ion binding. Gene Ontology annotation, cellular component: endomembrane system. The record is from RefSeq and is a predicted model, not a curated record. Gene Ontology annotation, biological process: proteasome-mediated ubiquitin-dependent protein catabolic process; ERAD pathway.